CGCGGCGACGCCAGCACCGCGACAGAAAGAGGAAGGACGGAAAGAGGGCAGCGCGGUAACAGCAAAGGCCGAGCAAAACAGACAGCAUGGCGCAACCCUUCCCGUACACGUACUACGCCUGCAACUGCUUCGACCGCGGCACGGGCGACGACGAGGAGCGCACCUUCGACCCCCGCAGCCCCCGUGCCAACUACGCCCUCUUUCCGCUCGAGCACCUGCUGUACUGCGAAGACUGCCUGCAAAUUCGAUGCUCGCGCUGUGUCAUCGAGGAGACGCUGAACUGGUACUGCCCAAGCUGCCUGUUCGAGGUGCCCAGCUCGGUGGUGAAGAGCGAUGGAAACAGAUGCACGCGUAACUGCUUCAAUUGCCCAGUAUGCACCGCACCCUUGAGCGUCAAUUCAGUCGAGAACCCGGAGGCGCCUUCAGCGAAUGGCGGGCCUUACAUACUGGCAUGCUCGUACUGCCAUUGGAGCACCGCCGAGACGGGCAUCCAAUUCGAGAAGCACACGGGCAUCAACAGUCAGCUCUCGCGGCUCGCGAAUGGCGGCAAUCCAAUCUUGACGCAGAAGGAUCGAGACAAGGAACGUGAGCGACAGUUGAAAGAGCUGGAGGACCGCCGAGCCGCGCGGCACAGCGUACGCUCGCCGACAGAGGGCUCGGCCGCAGUAGACAGACCUACCGAUGAGCUUCUUAGUAGAGAAGAUCUGUUCGCGAACCUAAGUGCCUUCUAUAAAACGCAAAUAGAAGCACACACACCCUCGAACCCCUUCGCUGCACACGAUCUGAGCUUCUCCUCGCCCUCGACAUACUCGCGCAUCAUGAACCUUUACACCACUACCUCAAAGAGCAAGAAGCGCGACAAGCCCCCUCCGAUGCGAGAGGCCGCAGCAGAGCUCGAAGGUUUGUCGAUACAUGACCCUGCAUCAGACACUGCAGCAAUCGAACGACUGAAGAAGGACGGCUGGUCGAAUACACUGUCACCCGCGCAGAGGCUUGCUCAAAUCAACCCAUAUGUACGGACGGAAGAUGAGCUUCGUCCUGUUGCAACUUUGCUUUGUACAAAACGCUCGAAGCGCUGCCGGUCAUGCCGUCACAUCCUCUCGAAGCCCGAGUCCAAAAUCACGUCAAUACGGUACAAGAUCAAGCUCCUGGCUCUCAACCACAUUCCACGCAUCAGCAUUCGCGCACUGCCUUCACCUACUGCUCAACAGCCACUUCCUUCGGCCUCGGGCCCAGCGACCUCGCAACCACCUCCGUUCAACUACCACAAUCUCCGCCAGGGGAUACCAUCUAACUUCAUCGUCCACCUCAGCAACCCCCUCUUCGAUCCCGUUCGCGUCACCCUCGCCACACCUAGCAUCACCCCCGGCAAAGUCCACUCCAAAGUGACGAUCCUCUGCCCGCAAUUCGAGAUCGGCGCCAACACCGACGUCUGGGACGACGCGCUAUCGUCCUCCUCCGCACCGGUCAACAAAGGCACGGUCGUAGACUCCGACGGCGCGAUCGAGCCCGGCAAACCGUACGACCGCGGCCGCAACUGGACGAGCGUGGUCAUCGAAGUCAUCCCCGGGUUCCUGGAGUCGUCCUCGUCGGGCUUCAACUUCGGCCGCAGCCAGAGCAUCGUCUCGAGCAUGGAUCAGGGGCCCGAUGGCGAGCUCGAGGAGGACGACGACGUGAUCGAGAUCCCGAUCUUCGUGCGGCUGGAGUUCGAGGCUGACGUCACGGCGGAGGAGAGGGGUCUGGGCGAGUCGAAGGGCGGCAAGGACAGCAAAGAGAAGAGGGAAGAAGCGUUUUGGACAGUGGUAGGCGUGGGCAAAAUCGCAGCUGUUUAGCAUUACUUGUUGCUUCUGUUUACACGCAAAUGAUACCCUCGGCUCCAGUCCGAUUCGCCCUCGACUAUCCCGAAUCCCGUCUGAUGUUCAUAUCUCAGACGGCCCCCACGUUGCUACUUUUGUUUCAAGCCAUGAUCAGCCCGGCCUGCACGUUCUCCCGCGCCUCGAGAUCCUCCUUGCGGCUCUUGCUGUUGAGAUCCAGGUACGGCGCCUCGCCCAGACUGCACACGCGGUCG
Molecule: messenger RNA, 2068 nt
Organism: Boeremia exigua
Lineage: Eukaryota; Fungi; Ascomycota; Dothideomycetes; Pleosporales; Didymellaceae
Product: dynactin p62 family-domain-containing protein
Exons: 1
Coding region: 87-1832 (581 amino acids)
Cellular component (GO): dynactin complex
Source: RefSeq, a predicted model, not a curated record